UCCUUUCCACUUUUUAUCAGAACUGCAAAAUGCAGACGGUCCCUGCAGCCGACAUGACAGUUGAGCUGGAUGCAUUAAUAAAGUUUAUUGUAAUAAAGGCUCGUGCAGCUGUGUUAUUAAACUGUGUGAAAUAUGAUGCACGCGGUCUCUCUCCGUGUCAAACAAACAGCGGCUCGUGAGAGAAGCUGCAGCCGAUCAGAGCGCGUCAAAGCCGGGAUGCGUGUCAGCGCAGCUCCGUGUGUUUCCGGGUGGUGCGCGGCUGCUCCGGUCCAACAUCACCUGGUCCAGCCUCCCUCCUGCAUCCAUCCGUGCGUCCGUCCAUCCAUCCACAAACAACCCAACAACCAGUCUGAUCUAUAAUUGAUGUCUUAUCGCUGAGAGUCAAAGCGCGGAGAGGCAGCGAGCAGCGGAGUCAUGGCGGCGUCGCUUCUCUCCGAGACCGACAUCAGGCACCGGUCCAUGGCGGAGGAGGAUCCGAACGGGAACGAGCACGGGUCGGCUGCACGCAGCGCUGCGCCUCGCUGGGGUCCGCAGCACGCCGGGGCCCGGCAGCUGGCGAGGCUGUACUCUCCCGGUAAGCGGCUGCAGGAGUGGGUGUGUGUGAUUCUGUGCCUCUUCCUCUUCAUCAUCAACUUCUCCUUCCUCUUCCUGCACUUCUCCACCGUCCACAUCUACAAGAUCGUCCUCGGCAUCGUCCUCGGGAUAGUGACGGCAGAUUUCGCAUCGGGGAUGGUACACUGGGGGGCGGAUACCUGGGGAUCUGUGGACAUCCCUGUUAUUGGCAAGGCAUUUAUUCGUCCGUUCCGGGAGCACCACAUCGAUCCAACCGCCAUCACUCGCCACGACUUCAUCGAAACCAACGGCGACAACUGUAUGAUUCCCAUCCUGCCGCUGGCUUACAUGGCCUACAAGUUCCUCACGUACACACCAGAGGCCUUGGCGGCGUCCUAUCCGUGGGACUGUUAUGUCUUCGCCCUGGCGGUUUUCGUGACGCUGACCAAUCAGAUUCAUAAGUGGAGCCACUCCUACUUCGGGCUGCCGCGCUGGGUCACGCUGCUCCAGGACUGGCAUGUGGUGUUGCCACGGAAACACCACCGCAUCCACCAUGUCUCGCCACACGAGACGUAUUACUGCAUUACUACAGGUUGGUGUAACUAUCCUCUGGACCAGCUGGGCUUUUGGAGACGGAUGGAGCGAUUGAUCCAACGAAUCACAGGGCAGAAACCGCGAUCCGAUGACAUGGCGUGGGCCAAGAAGACCGACAGAUAAACACACAAACGGGGGUGGAUGGAUGGAUGGAUGGGUGGACGGAUGGGCGUGCAGAUGCAAACGCAUAGAAAUAGAGAUGGAUGGGGAACACACACACACACACACACACACACACACACACACACAUUUUACUCAUGUCCUUGUGCUUCUCGCUUCUUUGCUAAAGAGCAAACAUUCAAAGAAACUGUGUCGACGGUUCGAGUGUUUUCUGUGUUUGAACGUAGGAGGUGAACGCAUUGCAGCCGAUCAGCUUGUAGUCCUGUUUAACCAAUGAGGUGGUGGUGU
Messenger RNA from Larimichthys crocea (large yellow croaker), 1554 nucleotides. RefSeq names its product transmembrane protein 189 (gene peds1a). Gene Ontology annotation, molecular function: oxidoreductase activity. The coding region runs from base 415 to 1269 and encodes 284 amino acids. The record is from RefSeq and is a predicted model, not a curated record. NCBI's taxonomy places the organism in Eukaryota, Metazoa, Chordata, Actinopteri, Sciaenidae. The transcript has 6 exons.